UUUAAUGAAGAAAAGGCGCGCUUUUGGGAUGUCAUCUGUCACUUUGUCAUAACCAAAAACAAACCUUCGAAUUCUUAAGUCUCUUAAGCAUAUCACAAAAUAAAACAUAUUGAACUCGUUUAUCACAAAAAUAUGGAUGUUGAACUAUCUGAAGUUCUAAAUGAUGAACCAAAACAACUUACAGAUUUAAAUUUUGGAUGUGGAGUUUCUGUUAAUAAAUCUCCCAUUGAAACAACUGCAGCUAAAUCUUCUGAGGAUCGAUUAAUUCAGUUACCAUUGGCUCGUGUACGUAACAUAAUGAAGAUUGAUCCAGAUGUACCCCUCUUAAGUCAAGAAGGAGUGUUUGCCAUAACUAAAGCAACGGAAAUGUUUGUUGAACAGUUGACUAUAGAAACAUAUAACUAUACAAUAAAACAGAAAAAGAAGACAAUACAAAAGAAAGAUGUGGACAAUGCUAUAGAUAAUGUUGACGCAUUAUGUUUUCUUGAGGGUGCCAUGAAUUUUUAAUAUAAAACAUUAUCAGGAUGCUUUAAAAUAAUUAGUUCUAUGUAAAUGUUAAUUGUAAAAGGUUGAAUUGUACCACAUAUUUUAUCACUUAUUUCUGUGAAAUAAAAUUAUAU
Molecule: messenger RNA, 620 nt
Organism: Ctenocephalides felis (cat flea)
Lineage: Eukaryota; Metazoa; Arthropoda; Insecta; Siphonaptera; Pulicidae
Product: DNA polymerase epsilon subunit 4-like
Exons: 4
Coding region: 133-507 (124 amino acids)
Cellular component (GO): nucleus; epsilon DNA polymerase complex
Molecular function (GO): protein heterodimerization activity
Source: RefSeq, a predicted model, not a curated record